UAUAUAUUACGAGAAGGGGCCACUUCACUUCACAACACAAGGCCGGUAAGCGUUGAGGAAGGGGCUGAACGAGCUUUCCACCAUGCGGGGAAAGGUUCUGGCCGUCGUCUUCUGCCUCCUAGGCUGUGCUGUUUCAUCCAGAGCUGCUCCAUUAGGACAACAUCAAGAGCACAUCAGUCUCACAUUUGAACCAGCAGUAGCCUCUGGGGUCACUGAAGAAAGCGUCGCCAGCUUUCCAGGUGGAGCAGUGGGCGGCGCAACUACCGUCAUAUCAAGUGCUGCUCCAAGUGUGGUUGGAAGCACUGUUAGCACCGGCGUUGUAGGAACACCAUGGGGAGCUGUUCGCUUCCCGUAUAGUUCUUUGGCCGGCUACCCAGGUUUCGGGGGCUUUUCAAACCUGUAUGGUGGCUACUACGGGGGCUACUCAGACUAUGGCAGUUAUUUGUCCCAUUCUUACGGACUUUCGAGAUUUUCUAGCCCAUGGGGAUACUUGUACCGCGGUGCUUAUGGAUCUCUAGGUUACCCUGGUGCUCUAGGAGGACUUCCUGGAGGAUAUGGGGGAUACCUAGGAAGUCCAGGACACCAGGCAGGCCUUUUAGGUCUGUAUGAAAGAGCCCUCGGUCUUUCAGGCUUAUAUAGAGCAUACCCAGGAUUCGGACACUUGUCUGGUGUUCUGGGAAGCUAUCCUAGUUUGUCCGCUCUUUCCGGCUUGUAUGGUGGAUACCCAGGUUACUUGGACAGCUUUACCGCUCCUUCUGGAUCACUAGGCACACAUAGUGUUUACGGCCCCAGUAAGAGAUUCCUGGCUCUUUCCGGUCUCUACGGUAGCAACCCAAGACUUCGACUCUUGUCUGGACUACUGGGAGUUCACUCUGGAUUAGCAGGACCUUCUGGUUACUACGGUGAAUACCAAGCUUACUUACGAAGAAUUAAUGGCCUUUCAGGACACCUAGAAACACUGAGAGGUUACUCGGGACUUUCUGGCCCCUAUGGACACUCACUUGCCCUUUCAGCUCUAUACGGCAGUUACCCAGGGCUUGGAGAAUUGUCAGGCCUUUUGGGAGGACACUCUGGUUUGAGGGGUCUUUCUGGUUUGUACAGCGGAUAUCCCGGAUACAUGGGAAGCCUUAGUGAUCUUUCCGGACCACUACGAAUAUUGGGACGUUACCCAGGACUUGAAGGUCUAUACAGCAGCUCACUAGCUCUUUCAGGUCUCUACGGAACUUACCCUGGAGUCGGAAGCCCGUCCACCUUUCUGGGAAGAUACUCUCGCUUGACAGGGCUUCCUGGUUUGUAUGUUGGACACCGAAGUUACCUCGGAGGUCUCAGUCUUUUGAGUCCGCUAGGACUACUUGGAGGUUACUCAGGACUUUCCGGCGUCUAUGAAAACUCGCUUAGUCUUUCAGGUCUUUAUGGAACUUACGGUUAUUACCCUGAACUUGGACGAUUGCCAGGACUUUUGGGAAGAGACUCUGGUUUGACAGGACUUUCUCGUCUGUACAGUGAUUACGACGGUUAUUGGGGGCACCUUAGUGCUCUUUCCGGAUCACUGGGUGCACUCGGUGAUUACUCGGGACUUUCCGGUCUCUAUGGAAACUCACUCCCUCUUUUGGGUCUCUACGGUAGUUAUCCAGGGCUGGGACACUUGUCAGGGUUUUUGCGAGGAUACUCUGACUUGACAGGUCUUUCUGCUUUUUACAGUGGAUAUCCUGGUUACUUGGGGAGCCUUAGUGCUGUUUCGGGACCACUAGGGCUAUAUGGCCAUUAUCCAGAACUUCAAGGUCUGUACGGCAGCUCAUUAGCUCUUUCUGGUCUCUACGGAAGUUACCCUGGAGUCGGACACCUGUCUGGAUUUCUGGGAGAAUACUCAAGGUUGACAGACCUCUCUGGUUUGUACUCCUAUGGCGGACACCGAAGUUACCUCGGAGGUCUCAGUCUUUCGAGUCCGCUAGGACUACUUGGAGGUUACUCGGGACUUUCCAGCCUCUAUGGAAAUUCGCUUGGUCUUUCAGGUCUCUAUGGAAAUUACGGUUUUUACCCUGGAGUUGGACGCUUGCCAGGACUUUUGGGGGCGUACUCUAGUUUAACAGGACUUUCUGGUCUAUACAGUGGUCACAACGGUUACUGGAGACGCCUUAGUGCUCUUUCCGGAUCACUGGGUGAUUAUUCGAGGCUUUCCGGCGUCUAUGCAAAUUCACUCGCUCUUUCAGGUCUGUACGGAAGUUACCCAGGGCUUGGACACUUAUCAGGGAUUCUGGGGGGAUACUCUGAUUUGACAGGGCUUUCUGGUUUUUACAGCGGAUAUCCCGGUUACUUGAGACACCUUAGUGGUCGUUCCGGACCCCUAGGACUACUUGGACAUUACCCAGGACUUCAAGGCCUGUACGGCAGCUCACUAGCCCUUUCAGGUAUCUACGGAAGUUACCCAGGGGUUGGACACCUGUCUGGAUUUCUGGGAGAAUACUCGGGCUUGACAGGGCUUUCUGGUUUGUAUGGUGGACACCCAAGUCACCUUGGAGGUCUUAGUCUUUCGGGUCCGCUAGGACCACUUGGAGGUUACUCAGGACUUACCGGCCUCUACGGAAACUCGUUUGGUCUUUCAGGCCUCUACAGCAAUUACGGUUAUUACCCCGGACUCGGACACUUGCCAGGACUUUUGGGAGGAUACCCUGGUUUGGCAGGGCUUCCUGGUCUGUACAGUGGUUACACCGGUUACUUCCGACGCCUUAGUGCUCCUUCCGGAUCACUGGAUACACUUGGUGGUUACUUGGGCCUUUCCAGCCUCUAUGGAAACUCGCUCACUCUUUCAGGUCUAUACGGUAGUUACCCAGGACUUGGAAAAUUGUCAGGGCUAUUGGGGGAAUACUCCACUUCGACAGGUCUUUCUGGUUUGUACAGUAGAUAUCCCGGUUACUUGGGAAGCCUUAGUGGUCUUUCCGGACCACGAGGGUUAUUUGGAGGCUACCCGCGAGUUCCCAGCCCUUACGGAAGCUCACUUGCCCUUUCAGGUCUCUAUGGAAGUUAUCCUGGGAUCACAAGUUUGUCAGGAUUGUAUGGAAGUUUUCCAGGGCUUGGAGGUUUGUCCGGGCUCCACAACGGGUACUCUGGUGGGACCUAUCCUUCUGCCUAUGGUGACAUGAAUGGUUUUUGGGGAUAUCCAUUCGGCGGCCACGCUGGCGUAUACGGCUACGGAAGUUCACUUGGCCCCCUCGGAUACUCCGGCCUUUACGGGCACGGAGUUGGUCUAUAUGGAAACUAUGGCCCAUACGCAACUUCUCUAGGCUAUUCAGGAGUGGGCCCUCUAGGUGCAUAUAGAUACGGCGCUUUCGGUAGCUCCCUUAGAUUCCCUGGAGCCUACAGUAACGGAUUUGGUUCAUUUGGUCCCUUUGGUUACGGCGGACCUCUUGGAUGCUACUACGGUCCAUAUGGACCCUUGGGAAAAUCUUUCAGCUCCCACAUCCAGCAUGGCCCCUUAGGAACUACAAUGUCAUCAACUGGUGUCCCUUCUGCCCAAGGACCAUCUGUCACUGGCACACUGCUGCCUGAGGUUGUAGCACCAAGUACUACCCUAGUCACACCCGAUGGCCUGCCUGCACUGCCAGUAAACAUUGCAACUGGGGCAAAGGGUGUGAAGACCAUAGUGCGUUGAGAAUCCCCACUAUCGCAACAAGGAUCGCUGAUGAUGUCACAUCCCAAUCAUGAGCCGUGCUUCCCCUAAUUAUUGAAUACAAUGGCCGUUUUGGACUAUACACGUGCGCAAGUGGAACACGAACGACGUUGUGCAAGCUUGCUUGUUUAAGAAAUGAAUUGUUGAUCAUUAAAA
This is a messenger RNA of Rhipicephalus sanguineus (brown dog tick), 3823 nucleotides long. Its product is annotated as mucin-19. The record is from RefSeq and is a predicted model, not a curated record. The coding region runs from base 83 to 3649 and encodes 1188 amino acids. The transcript has 4 exons. NCBI's taxonomy places the organism in Eukaryota, Metazoa, Arthropoda, Arachnida, Ixodida, Ixodidae.